Molecule: messenger RNA, 1808 nt
Organism: Sardina pilchardus (European sardine)
Lineage: Eukaryota; Metazoa; Chordata; Actinopteri; Clupeiformes; Clupeidae
Gene: gpr12
Product: G protein-coupled receptor 12
Exons: 2
Coding region: 163-1185 (340 amino acids)
Biological process (GO): adenylate cyclase-activating G protein-coupled receptor signaling pathway; regulation of metabolic process
Cellular component (GO): plasma membrane; cytoplasm
Molecular function (GO): G protein-coupled receptor activity
Source: RefSeq, a predicted model, not a curated record
UUGAGACCCUCACAAAGAAACGGUCAUCAGCUUCGAAUUUCCAGUGCGGCUUGUUUUGGUGCUGCACCUGCCACCGUCUUUUCCCAUAACAUGGAAAUACAUGAAGGUCGCGGACACUUCUAAAUAGACGCCUCACCUCCAAGAAUCAAGACGGGGGGCACCAUGAGUGAGGAGGCGCCAGUCACCCCCAGCUGGUUCGGGUCAGAGUCUACCUGGGCCAGCGGAGGGGGUGGCAUGGAGAAUGUCACCAUGGUGACGUUUCCUCCGGCGCCUGACUUCCCACCGCGGUACCCACCUGAGCUGUUCAUGAACCCUUGGGACAUCGUGCUGUGUUCCUCGGGCACGCUGAUCGCCUGCGAGAACGCCCUGGUGGUCCUGGUGAUCUGGCAGAACCCGGCUCUCCGGGCCCCCAUGUUCCUGCUGAUUGGGAGCCUGGCGCUGGCGGACCUGCUGGCCGGACUGGGCCUGGUUCUGCACUUCACCUUCGCCUACCUGCUCCGGUCCAACUCGGCCCAGUUGCUCACCGUGGGCCUGGUGGUGGCCUCCUUCUCUGCCUCGGUCUUCAGCUUGCUGGCCAUCACCAUCGACCGCUACCUGUCGCUCUACUACGCCCUGACCUACAACUCGGAGAGGACGGCGGCCUUCACGUACACCAUGCUGGUGCUCCUGUGGAGCGCGUCGGUGUGCCUGGGCCUGCUGCCGGUCACGGGGGUCAACUGCCUGGGCGAGGAGUCCAGCUGCAGCGUGGUGCGGCCCCUGACCAAGAACAACGUGGUCGUCCUCUCCGUCUCGUUCCUCCUGCUGUUCGGACUCAUGCUGCAGCUGUACGUGCAGAUCUGCAAGAUCGUCAUGCGCCACGCUCACCAGAUCGCCCUGCAGCACCACUUCCUGGCGGCCUCGCCUCACUACGUCACCACGCGCAAGGGCGUCUCCACGCUCGCCCUCAUCCUGGGCACGUUCGCCGCGUGCUGGAUGCCGUUCACCGUCUACUCCCUGAUCGCCGACUACACCUACCCGCCGCUGUACACCUACGCCACCCUGGUGCCCGCCACCUACAACUCCGUCAUCAACCCCGUCAUCUACGCCUUCCGCAACCAGGAGAUCCAGAAGGCGCUGUGGCUGAUCUGCUGCGGGUGCAUCCCAGCCAGUGUGGCCCACCGGGCCCGCACCCCCAGCGACGUCUGAUGUUGGACGCCUCUCUGGGUCGUGCUUCUGGGGUGGCUGAUGGGGUGAUGGAGCGGCCCAGGCUUCUAAUCAGCAUCUGUCUCCUAGGGCGUUGGUGAAGACCACGUGAAGACCACUGUCUGGCAGCCCCCUCCCCCACCCACCUACCUUACCCCUAUGGAAUGCAGGCAGGGAAAAAUGUCGGUGUAUGUGGCCCCGUAACUGUCUUCCCCUUUGAUGUAAAAUCUGAGCACUGCCACGGGAUCCUUCUCUGCCCACCAUCAUUUGCCUCUCCGGAAAACGAGGUGCCACGCCCUGUCUGGGAAAAGGGACGGUUUUCUUGUGGUAGGCAGCUGUAUAUAUAAUGUGUUGUAGAUAUUAACUUAUCAUCACUGGCUUGUGUUGAUGUAUGCUCGUCUCCUAAGCUGAGAUUUGAAAAAAAAAAGUCUGGCCACGCCAUGGAGAGAGCGCGUAUCGCUGAAGACAGGGGCCGACCAAAAGGCGGGCCUAUGCCGUGAAACCGAGGCUCGCGCAUCUCGUCUCGCUGCUGCACUCUGAACGUGCGCUGAAAGCUAAACGAUCGCGGGGUGCUAAAAAUAGCCCAGGCGUCCUCCGCAGACGCUGGAGAAAGCGAGCUGGAGGAA